This is a messenger RNA of Falco peregrinus (peregrine falcon), 1506 nucleotides long. RefSeq names its product jumonji domain containing 7 (gene JMJD7). The transcript has 8 exons. The record is from RefSeq and is a predicted model, not a curated record. Gene Ontology annotation, molecular function: 2-oxoglutarate-dependent dioxygenase activity. Lineage: Eukaryota; Metazoa; Chordata; Aves; Falconiformes; Falconidae. The coding region runs from base 20 to 973 and encodes 317 amino acids.
GGGCCGGGGCCGGGCGGUCAUGGCGGCGGGCGCGGCGCUGCGGGCCGUUCGGGAGUGCCUGGCCGCCUUCCCGGGGGAGGCCCGCGAGCUGGGGUGGCCGCAGUCCGUGCCUUGCCUUGACGGGGCCCCGUCCCCGCUGGAGUUCUACCGCGGGUGGGUGGCCCCGAACAAGCCCUGCGUGAUCCGCAACGCCCUCGGGCACUGGCCGGCGCUGGAGCGGUGGGCGCCGGCCUACCUCAGGGAGGUAGUAGGUCCCAAGGUGGUGUCUGUGGCAGUAACACCAAAUGGUUAUGCAGAUGCAGUGUUUCAGGACAGGUUUGUCAUGCCAGAGGAGCGCCGAAUGCCGUUCACGGACUUUUUGGACAUUGUCGAGAAGAAAGUGACCUCUCCCAACGUAUUCUAUGUGCAGAAGCAGUGUUCAAACCUCACUGAGGAGUUUCCUGAACUUGUUUGUGAUGUGCAGCCUGACAUACCGUGGAUGAGCGAGGCACUUGGGAGGAAGCCUGAUGCUGUGAAUUUCUGGCUUGGGGAAUCGGCUGCUGUGACAUCUUUACAUAAGGAUCAUUAUGAGAACUUGUACUGUGUGAUAUCUGGAAAGAAGCAUUUCCUACUGCAUCCACCGAGUGACCGUCCCUUCAUCCCCUAUGAGCUCUAUCAGCCAGCAACCUACCAGGUAUCAGAAGAUGGGUCAUUUGAAAUUGUGGAUGAGAAGAACGCAGAUAAGGUGCCCUGGAUCCCCCUGGACCCCUUGAACCCGAAUCUGGAACAGUAUCCAGAGUAUGCUAAGGCAAAGCCUUUGCAGUGUACAGUGAAAGCUGGUGAGAUGUUAUACCUGCCUUCUCUCUGGUUCCAUCACGUGCAGCAAUCACAUGGCUGUAUAGCAGUGAAUUAUUGGUAUGACAUGGAAUAUGACCUUAAGUACAGCUACUAUCAACUACUAGAUUGCCUCACAAAGGCCGUGGAAGUGUUGUAGCAGAGGCGGGAGACUCGAGCUAUGAUCUCUCUGAUGUGGUACAGUUAUUGGCAUCUGUGGCUGGAGUACAAGCAUGAUUCAAGUGGAAGGAACUGAACAGUAAAUUAUCCUCAACACCAUCUGUCAAGCAGGUCAUGGCUGUUCUGCUUGCUUUCAGAGCCCGGAUCAAUUGGCGAGGGUUUUGGGCUUGUAAGUGGAAGGUUUGAUAAUAACAUUUUUAGCUCUUGACAUGUUGCCUCAGUGAUGGUGAGCAAAAUGAAAUUUGAAGCGAGAGGCAAUCCAGGUUUUGGAAAUCUGAAAACAGAAGCCAUGACGGUUUGUUCAGAUCUACAGAUUGUUUUCAUAACAAACCAAGCAGACGACGAGGAAUCCGCUCUGCCACCCACCUGCGCAUCAGGCUGCAUCAGUCCAACAUACGCACUCUGCCAGGGGCAAAAGUCCUGUCCAGUUGUAAUUCACUGCAUUCAGCAGCUGUGGUGUUUUGAUGGGGAGAAAUUACUACUUCUGCAAUAAAAGGCCAGUUUAAAAGCUUA